AUGAAUUGGGAAACCCCAUUUUUAUUUCAGGCUCCAGCCAUAUACCAGGUGGCUGCCUUUCCAUUUGCUGCUUUGUUUCAUUAUCUGUGCACCUCCAGGAGUCUGUCUAUAAAUGCGAGAUAUAUUUACCUCCUGGUUGGCGGUUUUCUCCUGGCUUUCGCAGCUAUGGGGCGCUACGCCCUGCUGCUACUCUUAUCUGCUUUCUGCUCCCUUGGAGUAAUCCAUUCUGCUGGCCCCCAAAAAGUCCACAAGAGGGCAUUCUUCUUCCAGAUGAGCUGGCAAACACUGUGUCAUCUUUGGCUGCAUUAUAAAGAAUAUUACCUACAAGAAGCAGCAGGUAUCAGGUUGCCCGUCGCCCUCUCUGCCCUCAUGCUGAUGACGCAGAGGGUCACCUCACUGGCGCUGGAUAUCCAUGAAAGGAAAAUGAGCCCGGCGUGGCCCGGGGAUGGUGAGAAGGAGGCCCCCAGGGGGGAUGAGCUCCAGGCCUUGUCAUUUUGUACUUAUCUGCUCUCUUUCCCUACCCUGCUGGGAGGCCCCCUCUGUUCGUUCAACAGAUUUCAGACAUGGAUAAGGUCUCGCAGGACUCCAUGCUCGGCGCGCUCCCUCAGGGCUGCCGCUCAAAGAGGGCUGGGUGCUCUGCUGCUGAGUUUUUUGAGAGAUAUUCUGGGCAGGUAUGUCUGCCCUCAGGACGAUCUAGCAGAAUGCACUCACUUCGGCUGCAUCUAUGCUAUGUGGACCUCGGCCUUGUUCUUCAGGCUGACCUAUUACUCGCACUGGAUGCUUGACGAGUCUCUCUUCCUCGCAGCUGGGUUGGGGCAGAGACUUGCCCACGGCCCGCACGCAGAGACAGAGGACCAAGUCCUCUUGGACACACACAUUUGGACCCUAGAAACCACCAACAGGAUUGCUGCCUUCACCAGAACGUGGAACAAGAGUACAGCUCAGUGGCUGAGAAGGCUCAUCUUCCAGCGAAGGAGAUCAUUUCCCCUGCUGGCCACCUUUGCCUUCUCUGCUUGGUGGCAUGGCCUCCACCCUGGCCAGGUUUUCGGGUUUCUGUGCUGGGCUGUUAUGGUGGAAGCGGAUUACCGUUUUCAUCACUUUUUUGGUUCCGUUGCGAAAUCCCAGCCUCAGAGGUGGCUGUACCAGCUGCUGACCUGGUGCCACACGCAGCUCGUGAUGGCGUAUGUGAUGAUCGCCGUUGAAACGCGGAGCCUCUCCAUGCUUUGGUGGCUCUGCUCUUCUUACAGUAGCUUCUUUCCACUGGUCUAUGCUGUUUCACUCCUACUGCUAGCCAAGAGAAAAGUCAGCAGCCAUGAUGCCCAUCAUCCACACACUUCCCACCCUUAG
Varanus komodoensis (Komodo dragon) is the source of this 1347-nucleotide messenger RNA. RefSeq names its product membrane bound O-acyltransferase domain containing 4 (gene MBOAT4). Gene Ontology annotation, molecular function: serine O-acyltransferase activity. Gene Ontology annotation, biological process: lipid modification; peptidyl-serine octanoylation. NCBI's taxonomy places the organism in Eukaryota, Metazoa, Chordata, Lepidosauria, Squamata, Varanidae. Gene Ontology annotation, cellular component: endoplasmic reticulum membrane. The record is from RefSeq and is a predicted model, not a curated record. The transcript is spliced from 3 exons. Bases 1 to 1347 code for a protein of 448 amino acids.